CCUCACCUUCCCGCUAGGGGGCAGCAGCGGUGCAGGUGCUUUUGCCGGAAGACGGGGGGAGAUGGAGGAUCCGCCUCCCGGGAUGUGGAGCGACUCCACAGUCAAACUCAGACCGGCCGUCCCGCAGACGGCUGCAGGAUGGCCGGGAGCUUCCUCCGAGGACGGCUCCUCUCCCUGUUCGACUACAAGACGGAGAAAUACAUCGUGGCCAAAAACAAGAGAGUGGGAGUUCUGUACAGACUCAUUCAGUUAUCGAUCAUCGGUUACAUCAUAGGGUGGGUUUUCCUGAGCAAGAAAGGCUACCAGGAGACGGACGAGGCCAUUCAGAGCUCCGUCAUAACCAAACUGAAGGGCGUGUCGGCGACCAACACCUCCGAGUCGGGCCUGCUGGUGUGGGGGCCGGAGGACUACGUCAUCCCACCGCAGGGUGAAGCUGUUCUGUUUGUUGUAACCAAUUUCUUAGAGACGCCAAACCAGAAGCUGGGACACUGUGCUGAGAGUUCUAAAGUGCUGGAUGGUCACUGUGGAGACGACAAGGACUGUGAGGAGGGAAGGAUGGUCGUGGCUGGAAACGGGAUUAUGAGCGGCCGGUGCUUGAGAAAAGACGUCAACUCCACCGGUACCUGUGAAAUCUACGGCUGGUGUCCCGUUGAAAGAAAAUUCAAACCCCAAGGACCUCUGCUGAGAAAUGCCGAAAACUUCACCAUCUACAUCAAGAAUUUCAUCCAAUUUUCCAAAUUCAAUUUUUCAAAGUCCAAUGUUCUCCAAACGACCGACGAGUCGCAUUUGAAGCGGUGCCAAUACGACGAGGAGCUGCAGCCCUACUGCCCCAUCUUCCGUCUGGGAGACAUCACGCGGCGAGCCGGAUACGAGUUCCACGACAUGGACACGUUUGGGGCCUCUAUUGGCAUCAUGAUAAACUGGGACUGUGACCUUGACAAGGGCUUCUCCCACUGCCACCCGAAGUACUUCUUCACCCGGCUGGACAUUACUGCCUUUGACAAGACCAUCGCAACGGGGUUUAACUUCAGACAUGCUCGGUAUUUCAAAAAUGCCGCUGGUGAGAGCUUCCGAUCUCUGUUCAAAGUCUACGGUGUCCGAUUUAACAUCAUGGUGCACGGAAAGGCCGGGAGGUUCAGCAUCAUCCCGACAGCCAUCAAUAUUGCCUCAGGACUGGCUCUGAUGGGGGCUGGAGCUUUCUUCUGUGACAUGGUCCUCCUCUACCUCAUGAAGAAGGGAGACUCUUACCGAGAGCGGAAGUUUGAAGGGUCCAGAAAUAAUACUACAUCCAAGAGCAGCGGUGAGGAGGAGGACAAGGCUCCGACGGAGCAGGAGAAUCUGACCUCUUAGUCUUGUCAGCGUGUCAGAAGACACCGUCGCACGUCCUCCUUGGUUCUGGUGUAACAUUUAAUAUAGAACAAAUGACAAGGACAAUGUGCUGUACGGGACUGGAGUGUCAUCUAACAUAAAAAAAAAAGGGAUUUGUUGUUUUUGUCCGUUUAAUUUUUUUUAAUCACGUUUAACCAUAAGACUUUUUUAGCAACAUUGUCUGAAACUUAUGUUUUUGAAAACAUAUAAGUUUUAUUUGUUAAACAACAGUAUCAAUUCAAUUAUGGAAGCUUUUUUUAUUAUACUUUUUUGUAAUAUAAUUAAAUGUUUCUUUUCCGUGGAAGAUAACGUCGAUGUUAUGUUUUUAUGUCAUCUUAGGAUUUUGACCACACAUGUUUCUCCUUUCUCUGUUUUCAAAUGUCAUCAAAUUUGCAUAUAUGGCACUGAUGUACAUACACAAAGAGAACACGCAAACGUAAGACAUCACUUUUGUUUACUGCUUUAUUUCCUCAAUUACUUAUAAUUCCAAAUGAUGGAAUAUACCUCAUACGUGAAUAAUGCAUCGAGUCUUCAGAGCUGUUUAUCAUUUUGUGAAUCUUACAAAUAUAAAAUACUAUUUAAUUUAUUAAUUGAUACGGGAGACAGAUCCGCCUGUAACACAAGUAAAUAAAGAUUUUCAUAAGAAACGUCAA
Messenger RNA from Scophthalmus maximus (turbot), 2021 nucleotides. RefSeq names its product P2X purinoceptor 5. Gene Ontology annotation, molecular function: purinergic nucleotide receptor activity; extracellularly ATP-gated monoatomic cation channel activity. NCBI's taxonomy places the organism in Eukaryota, Metazoa, Chordata, Actinopteri, Pleuronectiformes, Scophthalmidae. The transcript is spliced from 12 exons. Gene Ontology annotation, cellular component: plasma membrane; nuclear inner membrane. The coding region runs from base 139 to 1350 and encodes 403 amino acids. The record is from RefSeq and is a predicted model, not a curated record. Gene Ontology annotation, biological process: monoatomic cation transmembrane transport; response to ATP.